AUGUGGAGUCUCAAGACACAUGGGUACGCCGACUCCUAUUGCUUGACAAAUGAUGCCAUCUCAGGUCAUGGAUCCACUGUGGCCGCUUCGUCCUUCACUGAGGACCUUCUCAUCCCCACAGAGAUCAGAGGUUAUGACUAUGUCAUAGGUGACGUGCGGAAAGGUGACCAACAAGGAGAAGAUUGCAUGAAGAAUUCUUGCUAUCAACUAGGGCUGGAUGCCCCCAGGAAGAAUACUGUGCUGUACUAUCCUGGGCGCUCACUCCCCCAGGGUCCCACAAGUUUGCAUAGAGCUCGGACGCCGGUGGCGGCUUGGCACGCUAAUCUGCCGCCUCCACAUGAGGAGUCGUGA
Messenger RNA from Triticum turgidum subsp. durum (durum wheat), 351 nucleotides. NCBI's taxonomy places the organism in Eukaryota, Viridiplantae, Streptophyta, Magnoliopsida, Poales, Poaceae. The record is from the annotation of a GenBank genome assembly.